GCAACCAAGUCACCAGAAAAAGUGGAAAUACGUUUGCACGUUUCAGUCUUGUCAGUUACAUCCCAACCUGACUGUUCCAAACUCAAUAGCUUUUUGUCAAACAUCAGCCAGUGGUCUAAGAUAAAUGGUCUCAUCACAAAUACUUCGAAAUGUCAGAAAGUCAACGUCACCUUCAGGUUCAUUAUCAGUCAGUUCAAAAAGAAAUCAUGUCAGCAGUGAAAGGACUUUUUUCGGUUGAAAUGCAUCGUAUAAAAACUGAUAUGAUUAAGCUACAUGAACAAGUGAUUAGUUUAAGAGAUCUUGCAAGAAAUCAUGAACGUACAAUUGCACAAAAGGAUCAACUGAUCAGUGAGUUAACUGAUGAAAUAAAAAGAAUGAAGCAUAAUAUGCAAGUUAGUUUAAAAGAACAAGAUGCUAAAAGAAAAGAAUUCUGUAUCCAACUUGCUGAUCGUUAUUAUAAACAGCGUAUUUUAAAACAAGCGAUUAUAGAAUGGAAACAAUACAUGGAAUGUACAUGGAAACAGAGGAAUUUUCGACGUUUAACUCUUGAAGCUCAAUCUGAAUGUAUUAAAAUAAAGAAGGAAUUCAAUGAAAAAAUUCUUCAGUUGGAGGCUGAAUUGAAAAUAAGUCAAGGUGAAUUAGACUCAGUGAAAGCUAAACAGGCCAGUGAACAAGCGGCAUUGAAAACCGCCUUAAUGCGUGGUGUUUGUGCAUUGAAUAUGGAGACUAUGGCUGUUUUCAAUGAAACACUGACUAAUUUAAACAAAGAAUAUGAAAAUAAAAAAUCAAUUUUCAAUGAACACGAUAUAAAAGAACAAAAUUCUACGCAAGAUCCUCUUCUAGCCUUAACUGAAAUGAAACAAAAGAAUUUCACUGGAAAUUAUCAAUUGGAUAAAUCAGAGAAUAUGAUUAACUUUAAUAUACAACAUACGAAUCAUCAUCAUCAACAGCAUCAUCGUAUUGUACAAUCAACUUAUCAAAGUAACAAUAGAUUGCCUGAUCAGAAUAAAUUGAAUGCUAUUGAAUCAUGGCCAAGAAAUACACUACACAGUUUUGAAUCUCCUUACUAUGUUGGCAGUCGAAAGGAUAAGUACACUAAACCAUUGAAUCAUUCAGCUGAAAUAUGUGAACGUUGGUUAGGCAAUCAAGAUGACUAUACUGACAGAAAAGAUCCACUCGAUUUAUCUGACUUACCAAAUUAUAAAAUGUCGAGUAAUUAUCUACAAAAUACUCAUGGUUUUUCAUAUCAAUUAGAUGAAAAAGUUUCCAGUUCAGAGUAUAGUGAAGCAGAACGAGAUGGACAGUCGGACUAUCAGCGACCAUCCAAUACCGAUCUACUGACAAACACUCCUUAUGAUUCAUGCUACAAAAGUGAUAUAAAUUCUUCACAUUAUAAACAUGAAAAAACUGAUCAUGGUUUGUUCGAUGUGAAAAAUCAGAUUUCAGUGGAAAGUGCUAAAAAGAUGUUAAGUUCACGGAAUUCAUCAAAUCGUGCUUAUUCUACAGAAAAACAGAAUAAAUCAUCUGCAUAUAACAUCAAAGCACAUACUGUACAACAUGGUAUACCAACAGGAACUUUACCAAAUGGAUCAACAAUUGCAGCUAAUAUCCUGGUUCAUCGACACCAACCAGUUAGUCAAGUAAUGACAAAAACUGCAGGAGUUAAUUUCUCACGAUGUCUACAUCCUUCUCCUCCCCAUCACCAUCAUCAGCAUUCAUCUGCACCACGGCUGUGUUCCGAUUCAUAUUCACAUAAACAUGUCUGA
Molecule: messenger RNA, 1766 nt
Organism: Trichobilharzia regenti
Lineage: Eukaryota; Metazoa; Platyhelminthes; Trematoda; Strigeidida; Schistosomatidae
Source: the annotation of a GenBank genome assembly